Messenger RNA from Lathyrus oleraceus (garden pea), 772 nucleotides. RefSeq names its product MLP-like protein 28. Lineage: Eukaryota; Viridiplantae; Streptophyta; Magnoliopsida; Fabales; Fabaceae. Gene Ontology annotation, biological process: defense response. Bases 118 to 594 code for a protein of 158 amino acids. The record is from RefSeq and is a predicted model, not a curated record. The transcript has 2 exons.
UUAAAUUGAUGCCCAAAGAUAAUGUAAUCCAACUUCUUCUAUUUAAGGCACGGGUUGCAUACACUUUCCUCACGUAGAUUAACCUUUGUUUCUUUCUUCUCUUUUUCCUUUGGAGAAAUGGUGCUCUUUGGUAAACUUAUUACUGAGCUUGGGAUCAAAGCACCCGCUGAUAAAUUCUACAAUUACUUUUUAACACAACUUCAUGAAAUGCAAAACCAUUGUGAAAGAGUUCAUCAUACCAAGCUGCAUGAAGGUGAUGACUGGCAUGACACUGAUACAGUUAAACACUGGACUUAUGUCAUAGAUGGUGAAGUGCACACAUGUUAUGAGAGUAUUGAAGAAGUUGAUAAACAGAACAAAAAGAACACAUGGAAGCUGUUUGGUGGAGAUAUUGAUAAGCACUAUAAGACCUUUAAGCUCAUCCUUCAAGUAAUUGAUAAGGCAGAUGGCCCUGCUGUUGUUAAAUGGACUGUGGAGUAUGAGAAAAUCAGUGAGGAUAUUGAGCCUCCAAAUGGAUGGAUGGACUACCUUAGCAAAUGCACUAGAGAUGUUGAUGCUCAUCUUUCCAAGGCAAGGGCCGUUCGAAAAGAUUAAAGAAAGUAACAUAUGAGUAUUAAUGGCUUAAUGCAACAAUAUGAGGUUGGCUUAAUUAAGUGUUCACCUUUAUACUUAAGUAAGUGUGAUGUUUCGUUUGUAUGCGACUUUUAAAAAAUAUCAUUAUAAUUGUGUGAAGCAAAUUAAUAAAAAUAUGUUUAUGCUUUUUUAGUUUUUA